Marchantia polymorpha subsp. ruderalis is the source of this 2612-nucleotide messenger RNA. The record is from the annotation of a GenBank genome assembly. Lineage: Eukaryota; Viridiplantae; Streptophyta; Marchantiopsida; Marchantiales; Marchantiaceae.
CGAGCGAGCGAGAGGCGAGAGAGCUGGCAGGCGCAGGGAGGAGGAGGAGGAGGAGGGUGGUGGAAAGUGCAUGAAGCGAGAGAGAGAGAGAGAGAGGGAGAGAAGCGGCACCGCGAGCGCAAUCUCGAGUUCCGAGACUUUCAAUUUGUCUGCGGACGAGGGACGAGGAAAUAGCGUUGCGAGAGAUCAACCGUUUGCUGUUUUAAUAGAUGGAGGCGCCACCUCUGCUGCAGCACCCUUACGCUAUGAUGCAACAGCAGCAACAGCAGCCGCAGCAUCUGUCUCAGCAACAGCCGCAGGGUCAACAAGCUCCCCAUCAGCAUCAGCAGCCUCAGCAGCAGCCCCAAGCUCCUGGGAUUUAUGAUCAGCAGCAGCAGGGUGGAGGUCAGCAGCAGCAGGGAGGAGGUGCUCUUUUGCAGUCUCCUUCGAGUAUGAAUAAUUCGUCCAAUAGUAUCAUCGGCCAGAAGCGUGACAACUCUGGCCAUCCUAUCAAUGCGAAUUCUCAAGAUUCGCAGGAUGGUGGAAAUUUUGUAAAGCUUUUUGUGGGAUCAGUUCCCAGAACUAUUAGUGAGGAAGAGGUACGCCCGUUGUUUGCAGAGCACGGAAAUGUUUUGGAAGUCGCUCUAAUUAAGGACAAAAGAACGGGACAACAGCAAGGAUGUUGUUUUAUCAAGUACGGUACCAUCGAAGAAGCUGAAAGAGCAAUAAGAGCUCUAAACAAUCAGCGAACGUUGCCAGGGGGCACAGCACCAGUCCAAGUGCGCUACGCCGAUGGAGAACGAGAACGUCUUGGUGCCGUGGAACACAAGCUAUUUGUUGGAUCUUUGAAUAAGCAAGCUACAGAGAAGGAGAUCCAAGAACUCUUCGCUCCCUACGGUCGAGUCGAUGAUGUAUACAUCAUGCGAGAUGAGCAGAAACAGAGCCGAGGCUGCGCAUUUAUCAAAUAUCCUACCCGGGAGAUGGCUACUGCGGCAAUCACUGCAUUGAAUGGAAUUUAUGUGAUGCCGGGAUGCGACCAACCUUUGGCUGUGCGGUUUGCUGAUCCCAAGAGGCCUAAAGGUGGCGACACAAGGGUUGGUGGCCCUGGAUUUGGGGGACCAGGUUUUUCUCCACGGCCGGGAUCUGUUGGAAAUAGACCUGCACCUGCCCCGAUGGGCGGACAAAUGGGAGGUCGAGGGCCACCUAUGGGGUGGAGACCUAUGGGAGGUCCCGGUAUGGGACCUCAACCGCAGUUGGGACCAGGUUAUGGAGGUGGUAUGGGCCCAAGAGGGGGACCUGGCAGCGGGCCGUCACCUAUGGGUGGUCCUCUACCCGGACCAAAUGGCCCCAUGAACGGCCACCCUCAAGGUCCUAUGGCAGUACCAGGUCAAAUGGUCGGUCCAGGAAUGCUGCCACCUACACAGCAACAGGGUUAUUAUCAGCCAGCCAAUCAAAGACAACCGCAGAAUUAUGGACAGCAAAGUUCUCCUCAACAACAGCAGUACGGACAACUGCCUGCUUCGCAACAGCAACAGCCGCAACAACCGCCCACUCAGCAGCAACAGUUGUUGUCAAUGCAACCACAGCUACAACAACCUUUGCAACUCACACAAGUGCAAGCAGCUACUCAGCAACAACAUGCACAGCAACUUCAACCUCAGCAGCAGCUACAACCCCAGCAGCAAUUACAACCUCAACAACAGCUGCAACAGCAACAGCCGCAGACCAUGAUGCAACCUCAAAGCCAGCAACCUCAACAACAGCCAACUCAGCAGCAGGCACCAUUGCAGCAACCCCAGCAACAGCAGGUAUACUAUCAGGUGCCAGCUAUGCAACAGACACAGCAGCAGGCAUCGUGGUUGCUUCCGGUACAACCGCAAACAGUGGCUACUCUUCCACCCCCACCAGCCAUUCCUACCACUUGCGAAUGGACAGAACAUACUUCUCCUGAAGGUUACAAGUACUAUUACAACAGUUCCUCCGGUGAAAGCAAGUGGGAAAAACCUGACGAACUGAUAGCGUUUGAGCAACAACAACAGCAGCAACAACAGAUUCAACAGCAAGCAGUUACUACUCCUCAAUACUCCGGGUCCGCGGUCAUUGCACAGCACCCAAUACAGGGACUUAGUUAUGGGCAGCCACAAACUUCGAAUGGCUCUGUUGAUCAACCCAGGCAACAGGGACCUCCGGGUGCCAACUUAUUUGUGUUCCGCAUUCCUGAUGACUUCACAGAUGAGACCUUGAAAGAGACUUUUGCCCCCUUUGGGAAUGUCAUCAGUGCCAGAGUGGGCGUGGAAAGGGAAAGUGGGAGGAACAGGGGAUUUGGGUUUGUAAGCUAUGACAAUGCUGCAUCAGCUGAGGCCGCCAUACAAGGACUUAACAAUGUUGCCAUUGGUGGUAGGAGACUGAAGGUAGAAAGAAAGCGUGGUGAACAAACAACCAGGACAGACGGCGACCAGAACUUCCAACCCUACUAGCUUUAGCAUGUUUGCUCUUAGGACUCAUUCCGAUGUUUGUAGCAAACAUCAAUUUUCCACCCCCAGAAAUCUAGACUAGGAAAGUAGGAAUUGCAGUAAAGACUGCAUGUAUUUCAUUCCCCCCUGUAACCUAAAAUUUGGGAUAUUUGCUGUCAC